This is a messenger RNA of Varanus komodoensis (Komodo dragon), 915 nucleotides long. It is a transcript of the gene COMMD7, whose product is annotated as COMM domain containing 7. Gene Ontology annotation, biological process: tumor necrosis factor-mediated signaling pathway; negative regulation of DNA-templated transcription. Bases 32 to 634 code for a protein of 200 amino acids. NCBI's taxonomy places the organism in Eukaryota, Metazoa, Chordata, Lepidosauria, Squamata, Varanidae. Gene Ontology annotation, molecular function: NF-kappaB binding. The record is from RefSeq and is a predicted model, not a curated record. The transcript has 9 exons.
GCCGAGCCCCCGCCGCCGCCGCCGCCAGGCCAUGGGGGUGCUGCACUGCACGCGGGAGCCGGUGCCGGAUGCGGUGCUCGCCGACAUGCAGCAGCUCAGCCAGCUGGGCGCGCAGCAAUUCUCUGCUCUGACUGAAGUACUCUUCCAAUUCCUGCGAGAACCUAAAGAGGUGGAAAGGUUCCUGGCUCAGCUCUCUGAUUUUGCCACCGCAAAUAAAAUGAGCCUCGGCCCACUGAAAAGCAUCGUCAGAAGCCUGCUGUUAGUUCCCAAUGGUGCGCUGAAGAGAACGCUGUCGGCGGAGCAGGUCAGAGCAGAUCUUAUCGCCCUGGGGCUGAGCGAGGCGAAGGCCGGCUGUUUUGAAAAGCAGUGGAAGGAGAACGCUCCCGCCCUCUCACGCCUGGCCGUGGGGCAGACCCUGGUGAUCAACCAGCUUGCGGACAUGGAGUGGCGGUUUGGUGUCACGGCGGCGAGCAGCGAACUGGGGAAGGUGGGAGGCGUCUUCCUACAGCUGAAGCUGGUGGUUAAAAAGGGGAGCCGAGUGGAGCCCGUGUACAUGGAGUUAACGCUGCCCCAGUUCUACAGCUUCCUUCACGAGAUGGAGAGGGCGAAGACGAGCCUGGAGAGCCUCAGCUGACGGCCUCCUGCCGUGCGGCUUCGUCUGCCCGGCGGCUGUGCAGCAACCGGGCCGGCUGGGAGGGGCAGGACCAUCUGGCCCCCAUUUGACGCGUCCCAGCAAUCCCGAUCCAGAAACGCUGCAGGCACCGCCACCUGGGAGGGGAUUGACCUGGAAAAACUCCCCGAAGUCCGGAACCCGCAUGGCCGGCUUUGUAAAAGGCUUGCUGGGCCCAGGCGCUCCCUGCACGGAUGAUGAGAGAAAACCCAACAGGCGAAAAAUAAAUAAAAUGGCAAAUGAGA